This is a messenger RNA of Vicia villosa (hairy vetch), 1093 nucleotides long. Its product is annotated as DNA topoisomerase 2-like. Gene Ontology annotation, cellular component: nucleus. NCBI's taxonomy places the organism in Eukaryota, Viridiplantae, Streptophyta, Magnoliopsida, Fabales, Fabaceae. Gene Ontology annotation, biological process: resolution of meiotic recombination intermediates; DNA topological change; sister chromatid segregation. Gene Ontology annotation, molecular function: DNA topoisomerase type II (double strand cut, ATP-hydrolyzing) activity; ATP binding; DNA binding. The record is from RefSeq and is a predicted model, not a curated record. The transcript has 7 exons. Bases 1 to 972 code for a protein of 323 amino acids.
AUGUCAGUUUUGUUAAUUCAAUUGCUACAAUCAAGGAAAAAGAAGGAUGCCAAUGUGAAAGCUCAUACUGUAAAGAAGGAUGCCAAUGCUCUGAUUGACAAUCCAGCUUUUGAUUCUCAAACUAAGGAGACACUAACAACUAGACAAGCUAGUUUUGGUUCUAAGUGUGAUGUUCCCGAAUCAAAGCUUAAGGAUGUUGAAAAAUCUGGAAUAGUAGACACCCUCCUAUCAUGGGAAGAUUUUAAACAAAGUAAAGAUCUGAAAAAAACUGAUGGAACUAAGACCCAGAGGAUUCGUGGGAUUGUAAAGCUCGAGGAUGCCAAUGAUGCUGGUGGAAGGAACUCUGAGAAAUGUACCUUUAUAUUGACGGAGGGAGAUUCCGCCAAGGCUCUUGCGAUGGUCGGGCUUUCUGUAGUGGGCCGAGACCACUAUGGUGUGUUUCCGUUGAGAGGAAAAUUGCUCAAUGUGAGGGAAGCUAGUAGCAAGCAAAUAAUGGAUAAUGAAGAAAUUCAAAAUAUAAAGAAGAUACUUGGGCUGCAGCAAAACAAGGAGUACACAAAUGUGAAGUCUUUGAGAUAUGGUCAUUUGAUGAUUAUGGCUGAUCAGGAUCAUGAUGGCUCCCACAUCAAAGGGCUUCUGAUUAACUUCAUUCAUUCCUUUUGGCCAUCACUGCUUAAGGUUCCAUCUUUCAUGGUUGAGUUCCCUACUCCCGUUAUAAGGGCUUCUCAUUCAAAUGGUACAAUAUUAUCAUUUUAUUCUAUACCGGAAUAUGAAGCAUGGAGAGAAAGAUUGGGGAAUAGUGCAGCUAGUUGGAAGAUAAAGUACUAUAAGGGGUUGGGUACAAGUACUCCCAAGGAAGGGAGAGAGUACUUUCGAGAUCUUGAUAAGCACAAAAAAGACUUCAUUUGGGAAGAUGAUUUUGAUGGAAAUGCAAUUGAGAUGGCGUAUUUAAUUGUUGUAUAUUUUGGCUAGGUUUUAUGUUAUGCCAAAUGAGUGUAGUCCUGUUUGAACAUUUGUUUUUGAGAGCUUUACUCUCAAGAGAUUCAAUGUUUUAUCGAGUACAAUGAAAAACAAAGUUGUUUGUUUUCACAAU